AUGCCUGCCUCCAUUACCAGUUAUGCAAACUAUCUCCCCAGCGAACUACUUCUUGAGAUCUUGGCUCAUUUCGAAACGCUGGGCAAGCUUGAGAGGCAAACGACGCUAGCCCGCUUCUCAGCAGUCAAUAGACAGUGGUAUGAUGUAGCAGUUCAACCGUUAUAUGAAUCACCAUAUCUGUCUGGAAGCGCAUACGAACUCUUUGUUCGCACGAUAUGUCCUUCUGUACUAGCUCGCAUCAAGCCGACAGCGUUGGCGAGUUUGGUGAAGUCCCUUGACUUAUCCCACAUCGUACACCAAGGCGCCAAGUCCACAACGGCUAGAUUACUAGGCCGAACGAGAGCAUCUCUUGAAGUCUUUGUAGCACCCCAAGCUAGCUUUGCGAUUAAUUGCUGGGCUAGUCUAAGCAAAUGCACUCGACUGCGCGUUCUUGACCUGAGCCUGGUGUCAGAAUGUAUCAGCUUCCAAAGCCUGAACCAAACCAUACGGCAGUUGGGAGAUUUGCGUGAGCUUUACUUGCCUCGCUGUUCGUCGAGAUACGAACCACCAGCGACACCAGGUGGUCCCAGCAUCCGCUGGCCACCCAAGCUUGAACAUCUUGCGUUAUCCGGAUCAGUCUCGGGUCAGUUCCUAUGGGACAUGUUACGACAACCAGACAACUUCCCACCGACGUUCUCCUCACUAGGUAUCUACCAUAGUCCUGGGCUAGAUCAACAAGGCAUCAGGCCGCUGCUCAACAGCUUAGCUGCGUCGCUGACUGUUGUCGAACUGCGUGAUUUGCCAGCCGUCAAGCAAGGUCGACUGAACGGUGUGCUAGACUGGCUACCUAAUUUGGUAUCUCUGACUAUUGCGCUCGACUAUAUUGACAGUCGGUUCGGAAAUAUGCCACCAGACUUUUCUCCGGCGCGAUGGCAAGAAGCCAAGCCACUGUACAGCCUCACCCUUGUCGCCUGUGGACGAACUGGCGAUCCGUCACGCAGCUUCACCAUGACCGAUCUUUUUACCAUGAUAGACGAGCGUUUCUUAGGCCGUCUACGCUAUUUGAGUAUAGGAUGGAGUACUGAGUGGCAGAGUGAGGAUGAGGUUUUGGGUGCGCUGGAUUCUAGCAUAGAUGACUUGGACAAGGAGAAUUGGUUGGAGCGCAGAUGGCACUAUCAAGAUUUGGAUUUUACGGAUACGAGAGACAUGGAAUACGAGCAAUGGAGAACAAACACAGCAAUGGGUAGAAGGAUGAGACCGCGAUUUCGACUUUUGAAAAAUCGAUGA
This is a messenger RNA of Alternaria postmessia, 1266 nucleotides long. RefSeq lists its product as uncharacterized. Gene Ontology annotation, molecular function: protein binding. NCBI's taxonomy places the organism in Eukaryota, Fungi, Ascomycota, Dothideomycetes, Pleosporales, Pleosporaceae. The transcript has 6 exons. The record is from RefSeq and is a predicted model, not a curated record. Bases 1 to 1266 code for a protein of 421 amino acids.